Neurospora hispaniola is the source of this 417-nucleotide messenger RNA. RefSeq lists its product as uncharacterized. The coding region runs from base 1 to 417 and encodes 138 amino acids. Lineage: Eukaryota; Fungi; Ascomycota; Sordariomycetes; Sordariales; Sordariaceae. The record is from RefSeq and is a predicted model, not a curated record. The transcript is spliced from 2 exons.
AUGUCCAAUUCUAACUCAACAAUCAACAAUAACAACACAACUUCCUCCUCAAUCACGGGAGGCUGGACAGGGACAGGGACAGGAACAGGAACAGGAAUCAGUUCCUUCUCCCACAACAUCGCGUCCACCAGCACCACCACCACCACUACCCCCUCAUACCUUAGCACACCCAAACCCACAACAACAACAACAUCAACAUCAUACAAACCCACCUUCCCCAAUAGCUCCGUGCAGCCCGGACGGGAAUCCAGAUUCACCGAGCACUUUGAGUACAGCGAGUGGAAGAAUAUGCCUAGCGUGGUUGAUCACAGCAAGCAUUUCGAGUUGAUGGCGGUGCCGAUUGAGCAUGAGAGAAAGGCAGCCGAGGAGAAGGAGAAGAAGAAGUCUUGGGGUUGGGGUAGUGGUAGUGGUAAAUGA